AUGGUUGGAAAAAUCAUUGUUGUAACAGGUUCAACUGGAAACCAAGGCCGAGCGGUCAUCACGGUCCUGCUCAAGCGUGGCGUUUACCGCAUCCGCGGCUUGACGCGCAAUGUCGAAAGCCCAGUAGCCAAGGAACUAGCUUCCCAAGGCGUUGAAAUGGUGUCCGGUCAUCUCCUCGAUAAGGAUAGUUUGAUCAAAUCGUUCGCAGGGGCGUAUGCUUCGUCCUUGCCCAGCGCGACUGAGCUGUCCAACGGAAAAUACACAACCCAUGUACGCUUCGAUGAGAAGACUGAAAUUGACAAGUAUAUGAAAGCUAUCGACCAGCCGGGCGUGGUGGUACACACGGGUGCCUUCGCCGAAAAUGUGCUAAAUUUCGACUACUUGAAGCGAGACAUUGUCAAUCCCGAUCAGUGGCACAUUUCCAUCCCUAUCACCCGACCUCACAGCCUGUGGCCAUUGACCUAUGUCGGGGCUGACCUUGGGCCAGCUGUCGUGUCCAUUAUCGACAAGUGGGAUGAUCCCGUGAUCAAGAGCGAGCUGUCAGAGAAACCACUUGUCCUCGUUGUUGGCACCAUUGAUGGUGUGCAGAUGGCGGAGACCGUUAAAAGAGUGUCAGGCAAACAAUGCGAUUUUGUUACCAUCCCCAAAGAGAUGACGCCUGAUUCUUUUAUCUUGCCUUAUAAAUUUGCGGAUGAUGGGUUCUACGCCAAACUUGCGGAGCGAGCGAACCCUCCCAUCCUGGAUAAGCUUGGUAUAAAGCUACACGGCUUUGAGGAUUAUGUGAAAGACAAAAUUGUGACCUUCAUGAGUAAGUAG
This is a messenger RNA of Dacryopinax primogenitus, 816 nucleotides long. RefSeq names its product NADP-binding protein. Lineage: Eukaryota; Fungi; Basidiomycota; Dacrymycetes; Dacrymycetales; Dacrymycetaceae. The record is from RefSeq and is a predicted model, not a curated record. The transcript is spliced from 7 exons. The coding region runs from base 1 to 816 and encodes 271 amino acids.